Molecule: messenger RNA, 399 nt
Organism: Ambispora gerdemannii
Lineage: Eukaryota; Fungi; Glomeromycota; Glomeromycetes; Archaeosporales; Ambisporaceae
Source: the annotation of a GenBank genome assembly
ACUAUCGAGUCUUCAUAUAUAGAGUAUCAGUUGCAUCGAUUGACUGCACAUGCAAGGAUUUGGCUAAAGCGUGAGGACUUAAAUCACACUGAAACGGGAGUCGGACAACAUGGCGUCGCAACUGCAACCGUCUGUGCUAAAUUUAAUUUGGAGUGCAUUGUUUAUAUGGAAAGUGAAGACGUUUGUCGGCAAGCUUUAAAUAUUUUUCGAAUGAGAUUAUUGGGUGCCACUGUAGUUUCUGUUGAUUCAGGUCAAAUUUUAGAGACACAUUGUAUUAGUGUUGGUUUAGAUUAUCCGGGGGUUGGACCAGAGCAUGCAUGUUUGAAAGAUAUUGGUCGUGCUGACUAUGUCAUGGUCACAGAUGCUCAGGCUUUAAAUGGAUUCCGAAAAAUGUCAUAA